AUAGCUCAAAGCACAACCGAGAGAGAGGCUCUUCUCCAAACCUUAUCUCUUCGGGGCCUCUCUUCUUCUCCCUCACUCUCUGUAUUGUUCAUCAAAACCUAAUCUUGUUCCAUUUCCCUCGCUCAAAUAUACCCACAGUCACCAGAAAUGGACUCCGAACGUGCUGCACCAGAAAUGGACUCCUAUGCCUCCAACCAAUCGGGCCCUGCUCCUUCAUCUUAUUCUGUUGAUGACUGGGAUAAAGAAAUUUUGAGUCAGAAGCAAACUACCGGUGUUGUGGAUGCUGAUGAUAACAAGGAUACUAAUGUUAUUGUUAAUGGCGGCGGUGAUGAUGGCGGGUCCGAUAAUGAUGGGUUCGUGAGUGGCGGUGAGGAGUUUGAGACGCCGUCCGCGGGGCCAGUUCUUAUCUAUGCAGAUGAGAAACCCGUGAAAGGGGAAGUUGUUCGUGCCGCUCUCGUGAAUUCUGAGGAAUUUUUCACGCCAAAGUCUGGGAGGCCUAUAGCCAAGGUGUCAGCGGAUGAUGACGAAGAUGACCCUUUGGGAAGUGGUAAAUUGGAGCAAGGCAGUGAUGAUAAUUUGAAUUUAGCUGAAGAGGCUAUGGGGGAGAAAUUUGAAAUUGGAGCAUCGGCGGAGGAAUUGAGGGGGGAUAUUGUGCAAAUGGAGUCCCAAAAGGAUUUGAAUAUCGGUGAGGUGGUGAAGGAGACUGGUUUCGAUCGUAGCCACGUGGAAUCUGCUCAACCUUCCGGUGACAUCAAUGAUAUGGGGUCUGAGGGCGGAAAAGUGGAGGGAAGCAUAGACUCUUUGCUUAAAGGCGGAAAUAUUGCUGAGCAGAAUGGGGUAGAAUUGCACAACUUGAAGGAUGAGGAGGCUGAACAAAAGCAGAACAAUGAGCUCGUAGAUGAAACACCGCAAGUGACUGCAGUUGAAGCUGACAGUGCUGCUGGUGCUCAAGGGGUGAUAGCAGUGGAGUCAAUUGUUGAUACUUCACAGGGGUCUGGAGCCGCUGUUGUCGGUGAUAAGGAGGAUACUGGGGUCUCUGAAAUUGAAGGGCUAGCUGCUCCGGCUGGAGGUAUUAUCCUGGAUCAUGGGUUUGAUUCAGCUGAAGGGGCUGCUGAGGAACCUUCUGGUGAGUUUGCGGCAUUGGAUCCUAAGUAUGGCCAGAAUAUUGGUAGUGUAGUCAAUGGUGACAGGAAGCCUGCGGAGAGGAAGCUAGAUGUUGAUUCUCUGGAAAAGAGUGAGAAGUUGGAUUUUGAUAGUCAUGUUGAUGCAGAGGUGAACGCUCCCCAAGAUGAUAUAAAUGUAGAGGCUCAAGCUGAUGAGGAGGAAACUAGCAGGCAUGUCAACGGCUCUGGUGAAUCUCAUGCAGCUGAACAUGUGGAUCCUAAUUCUUCCUGGAGAGAAGCAAUGAGACAAGAUGAGGAUGAUGAGGAAAAGCAUCAUCUUGGUGCUGGAGAGCAUGAUGGUUCGGUUUCAAAUCAGGAGGCUGAGGGUAUGAUUUUUGGGAGCUCCGAAGCCGCAAGGCGGUUCUUGGAGGAGUUGGAACAGCAUUCAGGUGCUGACUCAUACUCUGGUGCUGAAAGUUCACGAGAAGUCUCACAGAGAAUUGAUGGUCAGAUUGUGACUGACUCAGAUGAAGAAGUAGACACUGAUGAAGAAGGGGAUGGAAAAGAGUUAUUUGAUUCUGCUGCCUUGGCAGCUCUUCUAAAAGCAGCAACUGGUGGUGGACAAGAUGGUGGCAAUAUCACAAUAACCUCUCAAGAUGGAUCAAGGCUUUUCUCUGUUGAGCGCCCCGCUGGCUUGGGACCAUCACUCCACUCUGGAAAACCUGCUGCCCGGCCAAAUCGUGUUAGUCUUUUCACUCCUCCCAAUCUCAGAGCUGGUGCUGAUUCUGAUAGCAGUUUAAGUGAAGAAGAGAAGAAGAAAGUGCAGAAAGUGCAGCAAAUCAGGAUUAAAUUCUUAAGACUGCUUCAGAGAUUGGGUUUUACUACAGAAGAAUCUAUAGCAGCUCAGGUUCUAUCCCGAUUGACACUUGUUGCAGGUAGGCAAGGCGGGCAACUAUUUAGCUUGGAUGAUGCAAAGAGGAGUGCUUCCCAGCUUGAAUCUGAAGGAAAAGAUGAUUUGGAAUUCUCCCUGAACAUACUAGUUAUCGGCAAAACAGGUGUGGGUAAGAGUGCUACCAUAAAUUCCAUUUUUGGUGAAACAAAGACCAGCAUUAAUGCAUAUGGACCUGCCACAAGUGCUGUGACGGAAAUUGUUGGGAUGGUAGAAGGAGUGAAGAUAAGAAUUUUCGACACCCCAGGCUUGAAAUCUUCUGCCAUGGAACAAAGCAUCAAUAGAAAAGUCUUGUCUAUGGUGAAGAAGUUCACAAAAAAAUCCCCCCUUGAUAUUGUACUCUAUGUGGAUCGUUUGGACACACAGACAAGGAAUCUCAAUGACUUACCAUUACUAAGAUCGAUCACUAAUGCCCUUGGUGCUUCAAUCUGGCAAAGUGCUAUAGUCACUCUGACUCAUGCUGCUUCUGCUCCUCCUGAUGGGCCAUCGGGUUCUCCACUUGGUUAUGAUGUAUUUGUUGCUCAACGAUCUCAUAUAGUUCAACAAAGUAUAGGACAAGCCGUUGGUGACCUGCGACUCAUGAAUCCCAGUUUAAUGAAUCCAGUUUCUCUGGUUGAAAAUCAUCCUUCUUGUCGAAAAAAUAGAGAUGGUGAAAAGGUGCUUCCUAAUGGUCAAAGUUGGAGACCACAAUUGUUGCUCUUAUGCUACUCCAUGAAGAUUCUUUCUGAAGCUAGUAACCUAUCUAAAACUCAAGAUAAAUUUGACCACAGAAAACUUUUUGGUUUUCGUGUUCGCUCUCCUCCACUUCCAUACCUGUUGUCAUGGCUGCUGCAGUCACGUACCCACCCAAAACUCCCAUCUGAUCAAGGUGUUGACAAUGGUGAUUCGGACAUUGAGUUGGCUGACUUGUCCGAUUCUGAUAUAGAUGAAGAUGAAGAUGAAUUUGACCAGCUCCCUCCGUUUAAGCCUCUUAAGAAAUCUCAGAUUGCAAAGCUUAGCAGAGAGCAGCACAAAGCAUAUUAUGAGGAGUAUGAAUAUCGGGUGAAACUUCUCCAGAAGAAGCAGUGGAAAGAAGAGUUGAGACGGAUGAGGGAGAUGAAGAAAAAAGGUAAACCUACUUCAAAUGAUUACAAUUACUUGGAGGAAGAGGAUCAGGAAAGCGGAGGUCCGGCCACUGUGCCAGUUCCCUUGCCUGAUAUGGUCCUCCCCCCGUCUUUUGAUAGUAGCAAUCCAGCUUACAGAUACCGUUUCCUGGAGCCAACUUCCCAGCUCCUGACAAGGCCAGUGUUAGACACCCAUGGUUGGGACCAUGAUUGUGGGUAUGAUGGUGUAAACAUUGAACAGAGUCUAGCCAUUAUCGACCGAUUCCCAGGUGCAGUCACUGUUCAGAUCACUAAGGAUAAGAAAGACUUCACCAUCCAUUUGGAUUCCUCAGUUGCUGCAAAGCAUGGAGAGAAUGGAUCCACCAUGGCAGGAUUUGACAUACAAAACAUUGGAAAGCAGCUGGCAUACAUAGUCAGGGGGGAGACAAAAUUCAAAAACUUCAAAAGAAAUAAAACUGCUGCUGGGGUAUCUGUGACAUUUUUGGGUGAAAAUGUGUCCACUGGGCUGAAAGUUGAGGACCAGAUAGCUCUGGGGAAACGCUUGGUGUUAGUAGGUAGCACUGGGACUGUCCGGUCUCAGGGAGAUUCUGCUUAUGGUGCCAAUGUUGAAGUGCGUCUCAGAGAGGCAGAUUUUCCAAUUGGGCAGGAUCAGUCUUCACUCGGUCUUUCUCUGGUGAAGUGGAGGGGAGACUUGGCUUUAGGGGCAAAUUUUCAGUCCCAAUUUUCUCUUGGACGAAGUUACAAGAUGGGUGUCCGUGCGGGAUUGAACAACAAGCUCAGUGGACAGAUCAGUGUGAGAACAAGUAGCUCAGACCAGCUUCAGAUUGCGCUUGUUGCCAUUCUUCCAAUUGCCAGAGCAAUCUAUAGAAACUUCUGGCCCGGGGCUAGUGAGAAGUAUGCCGUCUAUUAAAUUUUGUUUGCUUUCAUGCUACUAGUUCAAGAAGUAGAAUAUGAAUUUAGCAUAGCUACUUGCUACUUGCAUCCUCUCCAAUAAUGAAUUAGUUAUUCAUCUUGUUUAGACCAAUAGAUUUCCUACUAUUUUGGGGUGAUUGUAGUGGAACUGAGACCAAACCACGAGGGAAUUUAUUCAUUACUGCUGAUUUGUUUCCUGUUAUUUCUUCUUCAUUGCUAAUAAGAGUUUGAAAUUGUCCGAGAUACUUAGGACACAGCUGCA
Neltuma alba is the source of this 4329-nucleotide messenger RNA. RefSeq names its product translocase of chloroplast 159, chloroplastic. Gene Ontology annotation, biological process: protein targeting to chloroplast. The record is from RefSeq and is a predicted model, not a curated record. Gene Ontology annotation, molecular function: GTP binding; GTPase activity. The coding region runs from base 148 to 4065 and encodes 1305 amino acids. Gene Ontology annotation, cellular component: chloroplast outer membrane. The transcript has 2 exons. Lineage: Eukaryota; Viridiplantae; Streptophyta; Magnoliopsida; Fabales; Fabaceae.